AUGGUAAUAUUGUAUUAUAAUCAUGUAAUGAAUUGCUUUAAAUUUGAUACAACAAACGCCCAAGUACCAACAAUUUACGUUCAUAGACGCAAGUCGAUUCAUAUCAACGACAACGAAAUAGCUAAAUGGAAUCUUUAUUAUGAUGAAUAUGAAAAACUAUGGAAAUCGAUUAGUCGAUUGGAGAACUCAGAAUUAAGCGAAAACAGUAACACCAUGAAGUAUAUGGAAACUAUCCAGAAUAAAAGAAAGGAUGGGAAAGUGCGGACAGCUACAAUAGAGUUACCUAAUGAUAAAGCACUAAAACGUUAG
Dracunculus medinensis (Guinea worm) is the source of this 309-nucleotide messenger RNA. Lineage: Eukaryota; Metazoa; Nematoda; Chromadorea; Rhabditida; Dracunculidae. The record is from the annotation of a GenBank genome assembly.